CGAAUGCAAGAUUGUUUCUCUCGACACCCGGGAGCGCUUUGAUGCGCUAUAUUGCGCACCAUCGCCUUGGACGACAACAGUACAACCAACGACCACCACUGCCACCAACACCACCAUGGCUGCCAUCAACAUAGACUUCAUCCACCGCACAGCACAACAUGCGCUCGCUCAUCGUCGUCCGUAAGUACGAGUACCAUGAUACCAUAUUGAAGGGCCAGUGAGUUGGAGCUGGAGCUGAUGAGCCAUCGUUCAACUGUAACGUAACUGUGCAACGAAUCGACGCACAGUCGCAGCCGAACACUCUACGGAGUAAGAACAAAUUUACUGUAAGCGCGCUUGAACGUCAAAAGAAAAUAAUCGACCGACCGUUCGACCGAACGCUUGUAUGAGGUACGUCCGUGUCAGCAACAACGGCGGGUAUUUUACCGAUUUUUAUUUUUGUUAUUUACGUGCAAAAUCAAGCAACGACUACAAGAAAUGUCGAGAGUCAUUGAUUGAGAGGUGUUUUGCCAUUGAACGUGUGUGGGGUUUUGGCGUUGAACGUUGAGAACGUGAACGUGAACGUAAACGGGCGCGUACGGACGUUUAUAGGUGUAGUAUUGGGUGUGCGUGUGUACCCGUACUUCCGCUGUAUCGAUGUUGCUACGCGUUAACGUCGCGUCGUCGCGUAAAACGAACUUUGCCGCAAGUUUUGGUGUAGCAUUUCCGCCAACAGCGCGCGCGUAUCCUUGCUAUGUAUUGAAAGUUUUUUAAAUUGUGAAGUUAAAAGUAAAUUGACGAAAAUAUUUAUGUACGAAUUGUGUUUGCAAUUUGGCGCUUGUGCCUAAGCUAGUGAGCUAAGUUUCGAAGAUUAAAGCAGUGUAGAAUAUUUAUACAUGGUACUUCGAUUCGCAAUCGAAUAAAUUUUGGCUAACGCUGCAUACAUUUUUAAUGGAUUUUUACACUUCACGGUGUGUGGAUUUAAUAUCGAUCACUUCGGCUUGCCUGUGAAAUAAAUUUAUUUUUUACGCGUACAACUACGAGUAUACAGCAAUCAUCACUCAAAACGACACUGCCUACUUUUAUGCUGAUAAAAAUUUUUUCGCAACGAAAAAAGUAAUUAAAUAGAAAAGCAGAAAAAAAAACUGGAAAGCUAAACUGUGAAGAAGAACAACUAUUUAUGCAAUUCUAAAGAAAAUUGAAUCUUUCAACUUAAACCCACUCGAAUAGAAAAUACAAAAAAAAAAAUGCUAACUACUACAAUCAACACAACAACAACAGCCACUUUAACUACUACAGACACAUUAAGUAGAAGAAAUUCGACGUCUCAUCAUCAUCAUCACAAUCCACACCCGCGCUACAACAACACCCACAAAAUGUUCUCCCAGCAGUGCCUUUCUUCCCACAACUACAACUAUCGACUACUACAGUUUGCUCUACUGUGCACAGUGGCGCUACAGGUGGUGCCGGUGGCGCACAGUUUCGAUAUUGCUACAUGCAAACAACCACUGGGUAUGGAGUCUGGUGCAAUUACAGAUGCUCAAAUAACUGCCAGCUCAGCGCAUGACACAGGCUUCGUUGGGCCGCAACAUGCAAGACUGAAAACCGAUAAUAACGGCGGCGCUUGGUGCCCCAAACACAUGGUCUCAAAUGCGUUGAAGGAAUAUCUGCAGGUGGAUCUGCUGCAAACGCACGUCAUUACGGCGAUACGUACGCAGGGUCGCUAUGGCAAGGGUCAAGGUCAAGAAUAUACAGAAGCGUAUGUGCUGGAGUAUUGGCGACCGGGUUUCACCAAAUGGCUACGUUGGAAAAAUACACAGGGAAAAGAGAUUCUGCCUGGCAACAUCAACACGUACAGUGAAGUGGAAAACCUAUUGCAACCAAUAAUAUUUGCAUCGAAAAUACGCAUAUAUCCAUAUGGACAAUACGAUCGGACGGUGUGUUUGCGCGCCGAAAUUGUCGGUUGUCCGUGGGAAGAGGGUAUCGUAUCAUAUAGCAUACCGAAAGGCGUGCAACGUGGCAUGGAAGUGGAUUUGUCAGACAAGACUUAUGAUGGUUAUGAGCAAGGUGAUCGUUAUGUUGAUGGAUUGGGUCAGCUGGUGGAUGGUCAAAAGGGCAAGGAUAAUUUUCGUACUGACAUACAUGGAUAUGGCAAAGGUUAUGAAUGGAUUGGCUGGCGUAAUGAUACACCCGAUUUGAGUGGCAAACCGGUUGAAAUUAUUUUCGAAUUCGAUACAGUGCGAAAUUUUAGUGCAAUUAUUUUGCACACGAAUAAUAUGUUCACCAAAGAUGUGCAGGUAUUCGUGCGCGCCAAAGUCUUCUUCAGUAUUGGUGGACGACAUUUCUCCGGUGAACCGGUGCAAUUUUCAUACAUGCCAGACACCAUAAUGGAUCACGCGCGAGAUGUCACCAUUAAAUUGCAUCAUCGCGUUGGUAGAUAUUUGAAAAUCAAUUUAUAUUUUGCCGUGAAAUGGAUUAUGCUGUCGGAGAUUUCAUUUGUAUCGGUGCCGGCCGUGGGAAAUUUUACAGAUGAGUCCGAGCAACGCGCCACAUUGCCACAGGAUACACGCGAAUAUCCAUUACAAAGUAAUGACUAUCAUCACGGUCAAAAGAAUGGCAUGGGCAAAAUGGGCACUAUGAAUGGCGGCAUGAAUGGUAUGGGUGAUGGCCUAGGUGCGGCGGCAGGCGCCGCUGGUGGCGCUGGCCUCGGCUACAAUAACGGGCCACAAUUAAUUGCCCCACGUCCCAUCGAUCAGGAACCAUCUGAGAAAUUCUCAAUUGGUAUUGUUAUUGUUAUUCUAACGGUGAUAAUUAUUUUUCUCGUUGGCGCCAUAUUCUGUAUUGUGACGCGUACGAAGCGUGCACGCGGCAGCAAUGUCCUCGACGCAUUCCAAUAUAGCUUCAAUCCGAAUACGCUGGGCGGCAAUGUGGAUAAGCAUCGACCAAAUGGCGGUGGCAUUAAGGCUAGCGUCGACGAUAAUGAUUCCAUCGGCAAGAAUAGUCUCUAUCAUGAGCCAUUCAAUGUGAAUAUGUAUACGAGCGGUGUUAACGGAUAUGCGGCCGUAAAUGAUUUACAAUGUAAUAUGACGCCAGACUAUACAGACGUCCCCGAAGGCGGCUACGCCGUGCCACACAUGCAGGAUUACAUGCCUGCCACGAAGAUGUCCAUGGCCGGCGGCGGUGUCGUUGGUGGCUAUGUGAAUGUGCGUCGCACUCCACCGCCACCACUGAGUGCCAUCUUUCCGAGACCACCUUCCGUGCCGCCUCCACCGAUGGAAAAGUACUAUGCCACCACAGCGAUAUUCAAGCCAAUCAAAGGCCCUUCGGGUGGCGGCAGCAACUGUGGCACUAUGGGCAGCAAUAGCGGCGGUGGCGGCAGCAGCAGCACACACAAAUCCGGCAGCAGUGGUGGCAAAUGUAGCAGCAAUAGUGGCAUUAGCAGCAGCAGUGAACACAAUAACUACGACGAUGGCAUGGGCACCAUGAAUUCACAGUCAACGGCGCCGAUGUUGAAUGCCUAUAAUGGCGGAGUAGGCAGUGGAGGUGGUGGUGGUGGUGGUGGUGGCGUCGGUGGUGUUGGCAUCGACUCGAUGCAAUUCCAGCGCGCCAGAACCUACAACUUCCGCAGCUAUCCAGACAAUCUCUAGUUUGAAACAUUGACGUUGCGCGGCGGUGUUGGCGGCCUAGGGGGUGGCGGCGUGAAUGUUGACAAUGACGACGCCGAGGUUGGUGGGCUGAGUGGCGGGGGUG
Molecule: messenger RNA, 3729 nt
Organism: Rhagoletis pomonella (apple maggot)
Lineage: Eukaryota; Metazoa; Arthropoda; Insecta; Diptera; Tephritidae
Exons: 13
Coding region: 1227-3626 (799 amino acids)
Source: RefSeq, a predicted model, not a curated record